AUGCCUUCAGCACACAACAAAACCGAUACAAUGACAUCCUCAGCAACAGAUAUAAAAGAGAAAGAACAGUCCAGGGAGAAGGACAGCAGACACAUUGGCUCCGAUGAUCAAGACAACCAAACACACACGUCCAUGGCCCAGGGACAAAUCCUCUACCAUGCGGCUGUCGGUAAAAAUGGAAUCAGACUCCAUCCACAGCCUACUGCAGAUGCCUUGGAUCCCUUGAACUGGUCGAGGCUCCAGAAGCACACUAUAUUGUCUAUUGUCAUGUUCAAAUAUUUCUUGUUCACAUAUCUCACAACCACUACGGUACCGUCAUUCCCAGAAAUUCAAGACCAAUACAAGAUCAACUAUUCGCAAGUCAACUGGACAGUUGCUGUGCCAGCGUUAGGGCUCACCGUCGGCCCACUCAUCUGGUCAUCGCUUGGUGAUAUAUACGGUCGUCGAUUAAUAUUCUUGAUCGGAACGACCAUAGCAUUGGCCUCAACGGUCGGUGCUGCUACCGCUGGCAACUAUUCAAGCUAUAUGGCUGCCCGUUUCUUUCAAGGCUUUGGAGUGAGCCCAGCAUCGACCGUUGGAAUGGCUAUCGUAAAUGAUCUAUUCUUCGAUUAUGAGCGAGGCCAGAAGCUCGGUCUCUGGGUUUUAGCAUUGGAUUCCGGAUUGCUUCUUGGUCCUACUUUCGGUGGCUUUUUGGACCUCAUCAACGCCGCAUGGAUCAAUUGGUUCAAUGCAAUUCUCUUCGCCAUCUUACUGCUCCUCGAACUCGCCUUCCUGCCCGAAACCCUUUACCCUCGAAACAAGAUGCUGCAACAAAUGCCUCGUCUACAUGGACACAAAGCCCUCCCUACAGAUAUCGAAAAACAACCAAUGGGUGAGGAUAUAGCUCUGCCUGCCCUUUCGCCGGUAGAGGCCUCACUGUCUGAUCUACGGCGCACGAAACAUCUCCCCUUCAUCAAUUGGCGUCCUAUUCCCGGAAUAACCCAUCCCAAGCCUUGGGACUCACUUAUUCGGUUUGCGUUGACCUUUCAGCUACCUACUGUUGCCAUCACAGUGAUCGGGUAUAGUUUCGUUUGGUACUGGUGGGUUCUGUCGGUUAUUACCAUGGUACCCGCGGCAUAUCCAACAUAUUCACCUCUCAUCCAAGGGCUGCUGUUUCUUGGAUUACUCCUCGGGACUGUAGUAUCGGAAGUUGCUUGUUCUGGUCGACUGAGUGACUAUAUAGUCAAUAAACUGUCAAAGCGGAACGGCAACAUUCGUGUGCCAGAGAUGCGGCUGUGGUUGGCGUAUCCAGCUAUGCUGCUCACUACUAUUGGUUUAAUUAUCUGGGGUAUCAGCAUCGACCAAAAUUAUCACUGGAUGGUCGGCCAGGUGGCAUUCUUCUUGUUCGCCGCCGGUAUCCAAAUUGCCAACAUGGUGACGAGCAGUUACGUCGUUGACUGUUACCCUUUGCAAACAACAAGUGUGAUCACCUUCUACGCCGUUUUCCUCAAUCUAAGUGCUUUCAUCAACCCCCUGACUGGUUGCUGUGUGCAGUUCUUUAUUGCUCCGUGGCAAGAGUCUUCCGGCUGGACUUGGACUUUCACUGUCCAGGGGAUCAUUGUGCUCGUUGGCGGUUGGCUAGUUUUUGGUGGCUUGCAUAGAUUCGGCGCCUGGAUGCGCUCAAAGGGGCCGCAGCCGUCGUGGGUCAACCCAGAAUUUGAUAUGGAUCCUUGA
Molecule: messenger RNA, 1713 nt
Organism: Penicillium bovifimosum
Lineage: Eukaryota; Fungi; Ascomycota; Eurotiomycetes; Eurotiales; Aspergillaceae
Exons: 7
Coding region: 1-1713 (570 amino acids)
Biological process (GO): transmembrane transport
Molecular function (GO): transmembrane transporter activity
Source: RefSeq, a predicted model, not a curated record